Messenger RNA from Solanum dulcamara, 603 nucleotides. RefSeq lists its product as uncharacterized. Bases 1 to 603 code for a protein of 200 amino acids. The record is from RefSeq and is a predicted model, not a curated record. NCBI's taxonomy places the organism in Eukaryota, Viridiplantae, Streptophyta, Magnoliopsida, Solanales, Solanaceae. The transcript has 3 exons.
AUGUGGAGGCCCAUCAUUAUAGGUAGACCUUUCUUGGCUACCAGAAGGGCUUUCAUUAAUGUGGAGAGUGGUGAACUGAACUUUCGAGUAAAUGGUCAGAAAGUCACUUUUAACGUUUGCAGGUUGAUGAAACAACCCAAUGAUCUCCAUAUCAUCUCCGUGAUUGAUGUUGUGGAUGAAGUUUUGGUGAGUGUGCAAGAAGUAUCUAAUGUCAGGGAGUCAUUAGCAGCGGUGUUGCUGAAUUAUUAUAGGGACAAAAUUUUUGACUAUAAUAAGGUGGUGGUUGCCGUUACGGGCAUUGGUUCCUACCCGAAGAACUUCAUUCCUGUUGAAAUCAUGUGUGAUGCAAGUGGUAUAGCAUUGGGAGCUAUUCUUGCCCAGAGAAAGGCAAAUUUAUUCCACCCUAUCUACUAUGCUAGUAAGAAGGUGAAUAUAGCCCAAAAGAACUACACUAUUACUGAGCAAGAGAUGUUAACAGUUGUUUAUGCAUUUGAAAAGUUUUGUGCUUAUCUCUUGGGUACAAAAGAAUUCAACUUUGAGGUGAAGGAACGUAAAGGGUGUGGAAAUCAAAUAGCUGACCAUUUGUCAAGAGUUGAAUCAUAA